AUGUUGCCUGUUAUAAAAUUUGCUCUCUUGCCAUCUGUGCUCAUACUGGCAUCAGCUUCAAGUUUCCGGGCACUGGCAUCCAGCAAUAAGACUGAUCUGGAUGCCUUGAUAGCAUUAAAGGCGGGUCUAAGCCGUCACUCGGAUGCACUAGAUUCAUGGAACAUAACUGCUGACUUCUGCCAAUGGCAUGGUGUCAUCUGCAGCCUCAAUCAUAAGCAAAGGGUCUCAGCACUUAAUCUCUCCUCGGCGGGGCUUCGUGGAUAUGUAGCUCCUUCCCUGGGGAACCUCACUUACCUGAGAAGUCUAGAUCUCAGCUACAAUCUAUUUCAUGGUGAAAUCCCAUGGACAAUUGGCCAGUUGUCACAAAUGUCAUAUCUUGACCUCUCAAACAACUUGCUCCAGGGAGAAAUUCCUUGGACAAUUGGCCAGCUCAGACAGUUAUCACACCUCUAUCUCUCAAAUAAUUCAAUUGAAGGUGGGAUCAUGUAUGGCCUGAGGAACUGCACCCGUCUUGUCAGCAUCAAACUUGACCUGAAUAAGCUCCACCAAGAAAUCCCUGAUUGGCUUGGAGGCUUGUCAAGGAUUGAGGUCAUGUCACUAGGGAAGAACAAGUUCACAGGGAUCAUCCCACCAUCACUUGGCAACUUAUCAUCGCUGCGGAUAUUGAACAUCAAUGACAACCAGUUGAGUGGUCCAAUUCCUGAGAGUCUUGGCAGGAUCAGUAAGCUUGAGAAGCUAGGACUGCAAGUAAACCACCUCUCAGGCACCAUCCCAAGAACGGUCUUUAACAUGUCCUCACUCGCCCACAUUGGUCUGCAGAUGAACGAGCUAAGCGGCACACUUCCCUCCGAUUUGGGCAAUGGGCUACCAAAAAUCGAUCACCUUAUCCUUGCUUCGAACCAUUUCACUAGAAGAGUUGCAUCUUCACUUGCAAAUGCAACCACAAUUCAGUCACUUGACCUCUCUGGUAACAAACUCAUUGGAUCCGUGGCUCCAGAGAUUGGAGCACUCUGCCCGAACUUCCCGAUUCUUAAGGGAAACCAGCUGAAGUCGAGCACUGCCCAGGACUGGGGGUUCAUCACUUCAUUAACAACUUGUACUAGUGUUAAAGGUGUCAUAUUGCGACACAACAGGUUUAGUGGUGUGCUUCCAAGUUCUAUCGCAAACCUGUCCAGGCAACUCGAAUUUUUUGAUAUUAGUUUCAAUGAGAUUUAUGGCAAGAUACCAGUUGGCAUUGGAUACUUCCCUUAUCUAAUCAAGCUCGGACUCUCUAGCAAUCAAUUUACAGGUGCCAUACCAGACAACAUAGGGAACUUGAAAAUGCUCCAGUGGUUGACACUAGAUAAUAGCCGUAUUUCUGGCACGAUGCCGUCCUCGCUCGGGAACUUAACACAGUUGGAGGACCUUUCAGUAGCUAACAAUGUCUUGCAAGGAUAUCUUCCAGCAAACCUUGGAAAUCUCCAACGGCUCGUUGAUGCAAACUUUUCAAACAAUGCGCUUUCAGGUCCCUUACAUAGAUAG
Messenger RNA from Triticum turgidum subsp. durum (durum wheat), 1521 nucleotides. Lineage: Eukaryota; Viridiplantae; Streptophyta; Magnoliopsida; Poales; Poaceae. The record is from the annotation of a GenBank genome assembly.